AUGGCGUCCGCGCUCACCAACGUGAGCCUGUCUACCUUCGCGCCCACGGCCAGGGGCGACGUCCUCGCCAGGCCGCAGGUGGCCGCCGCCCGCGUCACCUUCCCGACGGCGUACCGCGGCAGCGGUGCCCUCUCCUGCAGGGCGGGCGGGCCGGCCACGCCGCCGGGCAUCUCCGACAAGAUGUCGGACAGCAUCAAGGAGGCCCAGGAGACGUGCUCGGAGGACGCCGCCAGCGGGGAGUGCGCGGCGGCGUGGGACGAGGUGGAGGAGCUCAGCGCCGCGGCCAGCCACGCCAGGGACAAGCUCAAGGACUCCGACCCGCUCGAGAACUACUGCAAGGAGAACCCCGAGACCGACGAGUGCCGCACCUACGACAGCUGA
Triticum turgidum subsp. durum (durum wheat) is the source of this 381-nucleotide messenger RNA. NCBI's taxonomy places the organism in Eukaryota, Viridiplantae, Streptophyta, Magnoliopsida, Poales, Poaceae. The record is from the annotation of a GenBank genome assembly.